Messenger RNA from Bombyx mandarina (wild silkworm), 3785 nucleotides. RefSeq names its product cuticular protein RR-2 motif 143 (gene CPR143). The record is from RefSeq and is a predicted model, not a curated record. Lineage: Eukaryota; Metazoa; Arthropoda; Insecta; Lepidoptera; Bombycidae. Gene Ontology annotation, cellular component: extracellular matrix.
AUAAUAUAUUUUUGUGCGAGUGCGUUUUGUAAUAUAUAGAUAAAAAUGAACGUCAAAACAACAGUCACAAUUAUGUUCGUAGUCCUACAGCUGACUAGUAGUAACCCAGCCAAGAACAACGCCAGACCAGUCUAUGAAGUCAUCAACGAACAGCGAGAGGAGAAAAAGGUCAACCCUGGUCCGGUCACCUUCGGAAAUCCUCUAGCCGGCCACUCGAUCCAGAACGCUAAGCUCUACGCUCAAAACCAGCAAGCUAUGUUCAACGCCGAACGGGUCAGACAGCACAAAGCUCAGCUACAGCGAUGGACGAAGUCGCCACAACAAGAUAGCUACAUGAAAGCUUAUCACGAGUCACAAGAAAGCCAUCAGUUAGCUGUCGAAAAAGAGCAAUCCGACUUAAAAACUCCAACUAAAAGACAGGACCGCAGACGCGGCAAAGAAAACAGUCCAACUGAAAAAACAAGAAGCCAUCGUUCCCAUGGCUCACUAGAUUAUCAAUAUGUGCCAAGGUAUAAGACUGUUUACGUCUCUCCAGGCACUACUUACGAUCAAGGCGUUACGAUCAAACCAAACGGGAUUGCGUACGUUGAGACAGAUGAAAACAAACUUUAUACAGAAGCUAUGCCGAGCAAAACUCAAUAUGUCCACCCCAAAGACUAUAGUCACGCACAAAAUUACGAAACAUCUGAUAUAGCAACAUUAAACGCAUUAUUGGAACAGAAUCCACAAGAUCAACUAACAAAUUUCAAUGCCAUGUUACACGCUAACGAGGACAAAGAACAUUUACAAACGCCUGUGGAAUUGUUUUUCUAUAAUAACGCGAAUAAUGUUUAUCACCCAACUAACGGUGGUUAUGCAAGCUACGCGCCCAACGCGUAUACACAAGAGACUCGUUACAAAGACCACACACCGAUCAAAGAAGACGUAGAAGACAUUGAGGACCCCAAUAAACACACCACAGUUAAAAACUACGGGGUCCAACCGACAACUAAGCUCCCAGACGAAGACAGCACUAUACCUUAUUACAAUAACGCAGGACCGACUACACAGAGAGUAGUGGAAGAGAAACCUAAAUAUCAAGCCGUGAAAUACGAAAAACUGUAUCCGUUUCAAGACUCAAAAGAUAGCGAAUCAGGGAUUUACAUGCACCACAACACCGAGAACCAGGGAGUUCAUCGCUUGAAUCAAGAUGGAGUCGAGGUUUCCGCGUAUGACGAUGCCGAAGUAAGUAUAAUCAGAAAUCGUAGAUCCAUUUUAGAUACUGAACCGUUUAUUCUAAACGAUACAGUUAAUCGAUUUGAAUCAAAUAAAACUGCAACAAAUAAGACCUUAGACAUUGAGGAACUUUUGCCUGUAGCGGAAGAACUGAAACAGCCAAUAAGCUUACAGCAUUUUAAACGGGUUCCGUAUGAUUUUGUUUCUGAAUUAGAAACGCCGACUGAUACUGACUAUUAUGAUGACGGCGAAGACGAUUACGAUUAUGAACCAGAAUUCGACUAUAUAAAUGACAAUCGAUCCCCGAUUUUCGUAUUGCCCAAUAAGAACCCAAGUUCGGAUCUUACAGCUAGUUUCUCCAAUAAACGACACAGUUCGUGGAAAUCGCCCCCUUCAUACGGUCCCAACUUAAACGAUUUCUCAACUUCUUACGGUGUACCGUAUCAAAUCUACGACCCAGAGUACGGCGUUCCGAGCUUUGAUCCCUCAAAAUUCCAUUCUCAUUCUUAUGAGUUCCCUUCAGAAUUAAAGGAACCUGUUUACGUUUUAACUGAAACACAACUGAAGAGCCUUAUAGGACAUCAUAAUUUGAAUGUACAGCAUUCAGAUUUUCACCAGUUGGGUAAAGAAAAGAGGAAACAUCGACCUAGGAAGUACAGGAGGCGACCCUAUAGCCAUGUCCCGAAGAGAAUCAAGAAAAAUCUUUAUAAGCUACACAAAAUAGCGGCACUCCAGUACGCCGCGAACUAUGAAUUCGGCUAUAGAGUUAGAGAUCACCACACAGGCAAUUAUUACGGUCACCACGAGGCGAAGAAGGAUGGUAAGACGAACGGGCAUUACCACGUUUUGCUGCCCGACGGCAGGAUGCAGAAGGUUAAGUACACCGCAGGCCCUGACGGGUUCCACGCUGACAUUAGCUAUGACAAUAUGACGGAACAUUAAUUAAAAUAGUUUACAGUUAGAAUACCUACAUUAAUUGUAUUCCAAAGACAAAGAUAUAUGUCCUUUAAAGAUCAGGAACUUUGUUUUAAUCCUCAGUAUGUAUGUAUAAUUUCGGUCAGGAAGCUAUCUUAAAUAUUAGCUAUUUUAGUGCCAAAAGAGUGAUUAUUCACACAGCCACUAAUAUAUUUAAGAAUAAAACCUUAAUGUCAGAAAUUAAGAUUUGUAAGCGCAGGGAUUUUCGAAUAAAGAAUUGCUUAAUUCAGCCUAAUUCGUUUAAAAUAACUAUGAUAAUACGAUGAUAAAUGGUCGUAGUUCAAAAAUGUCUAAAAGACACGAAUUUUAUACAUAAAAUUGACAACAUUUAAAAAUAUCCAACUUAUUAUUAUUUUAGAAUGUAUAAUUAUUAAACGAAAAUACCUAAACUGAAAUAUAAGAACAAAAUAAAUGUCAUAUUGACAUUUAAUUUUAAUUCUAAUUGAAUCCUUUAGAACCAAAACAAUACAAUGUAAUUCGGAAAAUCCUGUUGCUGUGAAAUCACUUUAAUUGUACAAUUUCAAAAUAUACAUUCAUUAUAAUUUAGCAAAAACCAGUUUUAGCAAAGUGUUAUUGUUUAUUUAUGUCAAUACCUAAUUUAUUUCCAAUUUUAUGUAAGAAUUUAUGUAGAUAAAUUGUUAAGUUAGUUUUAAGGUUGUAAAAUGAAACAAAAAAAACAUCAAUUAUUUAUUUAAAAACAAAUACAUUUCUUGCCCUUGAUUUGAUUUUAUUUACUCACACAUAAUUUACGAGUGAAGAGAUCGUUUCCGUCGAACCACCGACAGACCGAAAGGGGUUUAGCGAAUGACGCCAAACUUUUAAUGUAAUGAUGAUAUUCUUUUUUGAAAUCUGCUGUAAAAAGAACCGAUUAAUUUUAUAAUCGUUUCUCAGAAUUCUCACUUCUAACUUCACUCGUUCAUAUUGCAAACUUUUCUUUCACAAACCAUAAUCAAGUUUUAUUACGUUUUCUAAUAAAACCUAACAACGAUUUAUAAGUUAACAACGUUUAUUUAUUCAGAAAAAAUAAAACUUGAGUCAUUUUGAGUUCUACACGAACACACGCUUAUCUGUGGUUAGGUUUGUAAUGGCGCGAAAUCUACUGUCAGCUGAAUUUAUACAUUAUGACCGAUCAUGGCACACAAUUUGGAUAUUAAAAGAGAAAAUGGAAAGCCGUUAUUCAAACGAAGACUUGUCAUUUCGUUUGAAAGGCGACAUUUUUGCUUCCCGUGCAUUAUGUAAGUAUGUAAUUAUUUUGAUAUUAUGGCCGUAAUUACACACACUUUAACGUCAUUUUCCUUACAUGUUAUCUUGCAGAUCUAAUGAAUCGGCACAAAUGUGGUUACGAUUUUUAUGGUGUCUUACUCAUUACUUCCUCUUAGUACUUAGUACCUACUAAGUAGUACAGUACUUACUCUUUCUUGUUUAAUAAAUUACCCGUUGCAGUUAUUUUUUCUUGCUAAAUAUCAUUUAAAUUAAAGGGUGAAAGGUUACUUGGUCUAAGCGACAUUUAUAUUUGUAACUAAAGUUUUGGUACUUUGAUAUUAUCAUCAACAGUUCGAUGUUUUUAAUUGAACUUCAAUUAAGUUUACUCCAUU